Chinchilla lanigera (long-tailed chinchilla) is the source of this 1340-nucleotide messenger RNA. RefSeq names its product SWI/SNF related, matrix associated, actin dependent regulator of chromatin, subfamily d, member 3 (gene Smarcd3). The record is from RefSeq and is a predicted model, not a curated record. Gene Ontology annotation, biological process: regulation of transcription by RNA polymerase II. Lineage: Eukaryota; Metazoa; Chordata; Mammalia; Rodentia; Chinchillidae. Gene Ontology annotation, cellular component: nucleus; SWI/SNF complex.
UGCCAAGAGGAGGAAGAUGGCUGACAAAAUCCUCCCUCAAAGGAUUCGGGAGCUGGUCCCGGAGUCCCAGGCUUACAUGGACCUCCUAGCGUUUGAAAGGAAACUGGAUCAAACCAUCAUGCGGAAGCGGGUGGACAUCCAGGAGGCCCUGAAGAGGCCCAUGAAGCAAAAACGGAAGCUGCGUCUUUAUAUCUCCAAUACUUUUAACCCUGCAAAGCCCGAUGCAGAGGACUCCGAUGGCAGCAUUGCCUCCUGGGAGCUUCGGGUGGAGGGGAAGCUCCUGGAUGAUGUACGUCCUGGCCCAGGUCUCUCCAGGUGUCCUGGGCCCAGCAAGCAGAAGCGGAAGUUCUCUUCCUUUUUCAAGAGUUUGGUCAUUGAGCUGGACAAAGACCUGUAUGGCCCCGACAACCACCUUGUUGAGUGGCACCGGACACCCACAACCCAGGAGACGGACGGGUUCCAGGUGAAGAGGCCGGGGGACCUGAGUGUGCGCUGCACGCUGCUCCUCAUGCUGGACUACCAGCCUCCCCAGUUCAAACUGGAUCCCCGCCUGGCCCGGCUGCUGGGGCUGCACACACAGAGCCGCUCGGCUAUCGUGCAGGCCCUGUGGCAGUACGUGAAGACUAACAGGCUACAGGACUCCCACGACAAGGAGUACAUCAACGGGGACAAGUACUUCCAGCAGAUUUUUGACUGUCCCCGGCUGAAGUUUUCCGAGAUUCCCCAGCGCCUCACAGCCCUGCUGUUGCCCCCUGACCCAAUUGUCAUCAACCACGUCAUCAGUGUGGACCCGUCAGACCAGAAGAAGACAGCGUGCUACGACAUUGACGUGGAGGUGGAGGAGCCGCUGAAGGGCCAGAUGAGCAGCUUCCUCCUAUCCACAGCCAACCAGCAGGAGAUCAGUGCUCUGGACAGUAAGAUCCAUGAGACGAUCGAGUCCAUAAACCAGCUCAAGAUCCAGAGGGACUUCAUGCUAAGCUUCUCCAGAGACCCCAAAGGCUACGUCCAAGACCUGCUCCGCUCCCAGAGCCGAGACCUCAAGGUGAUGACGGAUGUAGCCGGCAACCCCGAAGAGGAGCGCCGGGCCGAGUUCUACCACCAGCCCUGGUCCCAGGAGGCCGUGAGCCGCUACUUCUACUGCAAGAUCCAGCAGCGCAGGCAGGAGCUGGAGCAGUCGCUGGUCGUGCGCAACACCUAGGAGCCUGCGACUGAGCACCGCCACGGACCAGGGACGGGCUGGGGGGCCCUGGGGAACUGGCCAGCUGUGCCCUGGGCCAGGGCCUGGCUUCUGUGCUGCCUCAGGGGCGGGAGGACUGGAUUAAAGAUGGUUCACCAACACA